Messenger RNA from Daldinia childiae, 447 nucleotides. RefSeq lists its product as uncharacterized. The transcript has a single exon. The coding region runs from base 1 to 447 and encodes 148 amino acids. Lineage: Eukaryota; Fungi; Ascomycota; Sordariomycetes; Xylariales; Hypoxylaceae. The record is from RefSeq and is a predicted model, not a curated record.
AUGGGAUUUGCGCUCAGCCAGGCCAUGUUUCCCGGCGUCAUCAUUCUUUCGUCACGUCGAUCACCGAAUCCGUUUUCCAAUAAGAUCGUAGCUAUCUCGUUCAGCACUGAAGCACUGAUUGCCUUGCUCAGUCUCCUACUAAUCCUCAUCCUUGCUAUCAUUGGCCUUGGGCUAAAACGUGCACCAACAGCAUCGCUUGCCAGCGGAGAGGCCAAGGGCAACCCGAUGGUUCUGAGCGGUGGUUCCUGCAGCGCUGUUAUAAGUGCCAAGUGCCACAACCACGAUAUCAUUACUCCGGGACUGGCCAUACAGGGCGACGAUCGUCAUCUGUGGCUCCGUCCCAUCGCCUGGGGCGUUGUCGAGGAAGGAGUCGGUAUGCGGCCCGGCCGAUGCGGAUUUUCCGCCAGCGGAACGGGUUGUGUGGACGCGGGGCGGAAUUACGUCUGA